ACGAGCUGAAGGACGGCCUGGACCGUUACAUUCAAGAGGAGCUCAAAGGCUCAAAGGUCAAACUGGUGAGGAACCAUAAAAGAGAAGGGCUCAUCAGAGGCCGAAUGAUAGGAGCCUCACACGCCACAGGCGAUGUCCUCGUUUUCCUCGACAGUCACUGCGAGGUCAACAACGCCUGGCUGCAGCCGCUGCUCACUCCCAUCCAGAAAGAUCGCCACACAGUGGUGUGUCCCGUCAUCGACAUCAUCUCUGCGGACACCCUCACUUACUCCCCUUCCCCUGUUGUCAGGGGGGGGUUUAACUGGGGGCUGCACUUCAAGUGGGACCCUGUUCCUCCCUCUGAGCUCAGUGGAUCAGAGGGAGCCACUGGACCAAUCAGGUCUCCCACCAUGGCAGGUGGUCUGUUCGCCAUCAACAGGAAGUACUUCAUCGAGCUUGGCCAAUAUGACGCCGGCAUGAACAUCUGGGGUGGAGAAAACUUGGAGAUCUCCUUC
This is a messenger RNA of Cynoglossus semilaevis (tongue sole), 494 nucleotides long. Its product is annotated as polypeptide N-acetylgalactosaminyltransferase 11-like. The transcript has 3 exons. Gene Ontology annotation, biological process: regulation of Notch signaling pathway; protein O-linked glycosylation. The record is from RefSeq and is a predicted model, not a curated record. Gene Ontology annotation, cellular component: Golgi apparatus. The annotation marks the transcript as partial. Lineage: Eukaryota; Metazoa; Chordata; Actinopteri; Pleuronectiformes; Cynoglossidae. Gene Ontology annotation, molecular function: polypeptide N-acetylgalactosaminyltransferase activity; Notch binding.